Messenger RNA from Nerophis lumbriciformis (worm pipefish), 1587 nucleotides. NCBI's taxonomy places the organism in Eukaryota, Metazoa, Chordata, Actinopteri, Syngnathiformes, Syngnathidae. The record is from RefSeq and is a predicted model, not a curated record.
AUGUCCAAGUCAAAGGAGUCCUCCAUCAUCCACACCCAGCAGCUGCACGCUGCCAUGGCUGACACCUUCAUCGAGCACAUGUGCCUGCUGGACAUCGACUCAGAGCCUGCCGUGUCCCGCAACACUGGCAUCAUCUGCACAAUUGGACCGGCCUCUCGGUCCGUCGCCAUGGCCAAGGAGAUGAUCAUGGCCGGGAUGAACAUUGCAAGAAUGAACUUCUCACAUGGCACGCACGAAUACCAUGCUGAGACCAUCAAGAACGUCCGUGAAGCAACCGAGAGCUUUGUAGCUGGCUCUCACAACUACAGGCCUGUGGCCAUUGCUUUGGACACCAAGGGACCAGAAAUCCGAACAGGGCUCAUCAGGGGGAGUGGCACUGCUGAGGUGGAGCUGAAGAAAGGUAACAACAUCAAGCUGACGCUCGAUGACCGUUACAAGGACAACUGUGAUGAGAAGACACUGUGGCUGGACUACAAAAACAUCACUAAGGUCGUUGAGAGCGGAAGCCACAUUUACGUUGAUGACGGUCUGAUUUCCCUCAAGGUCAAAGAUAUCGGUCACGACUACCUAAUGUGCGAGAUUGAAAACGGCGGCAUGUUGGGCAGCAAGAAAGGCGUUAAUCUGCCCGGUGCAGCCGUCGACCUGCCCGCCCUGUCCGAGAAGGACCUCCUUGACCUGAAGUUCGGCGUGGAGCAAGGCGUCGACAUGGUGUUUGCCUCUUUCAUCCGUAAGGCUGCUGACGUUCACGCUGUCAGGAAAGCUCUGGGGGAGAAGGGAAAGGACAUUAAGAUCAUCAGCAAAUUGGAGAACCACGAGGGAGUACGCAGAUUCGAUGAAAUCCUUGAGGCUAGCGACGGCAUCAUGGUGGCCCGCGGAGAUCUUGGAAUUGAAAUCCCAACGGAGAAGGUGUUCAUCGCUCAGAAGAUGAUGACUGGCAGGUGCAACAGGCUGGGCAAGCCCAUCGUCUGCGCCACGCAGAUGCUGGAGAGCAUGACCAAGAAGCCUCGUCCCACCCGCGCCGAGGCCAGCGACGUUGCCAACGCCGUGCUGGACGGCAAUGACUGCAUAAUGCUGAGCGGGGAGACAGCCAAGGGCGACUACCCGCUGGAGGCCGUGCGCACGCAGCACCAGAUCGCCCGUGAAGCCGAGGCGGCAAUGUUCCACAGGCAGAUGUUCGAAGAGCUCCGUCGCACCUCCCACUUGACCCGGGACCCCACGGAAACCGUCGCCAUCGGAACGGUGGAGGCGUCCUUCAAGUGUUGCGCCAGCGCUAUCAUCGUGCUCACCAAAACUGGCAGGUCUGCUCACAUGCUGUCCAGGUACAGGCCCCGCGCACCCAUCAUCGCCGUAACCCGGUGCGGACAGGCCGCCCGCCAGGCUCACCUGUACCGUGGUAUCUACCCUGUGCUCUACACCAAACCCGCCAACGACGUCUGGGCAGAGGACGUUGACCAACGUGUCAACUUUGCCCUGGAAGUCGGCAAACACAAGAAUUUCUUCAAGAGCGGUGACGUCGCCCUCGUCGUGACCGGCUGGCGUCCCGGUUCUGGUUACACCAACACCAUGAGGGUGGUCUUGGUGCCUUGA